GCUGGACAUGAAGUGGUAUGAAAAAAGUCUCACUGAGGCUAUCCAUACUUUAGUAGGUCAAGAUGACAAACUAAACUUCAGGAAUGGUCAGAGCUUAUUACUGACAUUGAAAAACACAUCUAUGCUAAUAAACCGAAGGCUAAUUUUUUUGGGAUGACUGAAGAUGAAAUAAGCUUGCUGAUAGCCAAUUUUUCAGAAUCAGUGACUCCAGGUAGCAAAUAUCAUGCUAUGCUAGUCAAACUAAAUCAAAUAAUUACUAAGAAUUUAUAUAAUUCAGUUGAGCAUUACAUGACAUUAAAGCAGCCUACAACGAUGCCAAACAUGGAAACUCAUGGAGAAGCUUUCUUGUGGAAACAAUGGGAUCGGGAAUAUUCAGAUCGAUGCUUUAAACUAACCCCAAGUGCAUAUCCAAAUAAAUCUGAUUUUAUUACAAUGGAAGCGAAUGAAGCGCUAAUUGCAUUGUUUGAAAAACAUACAGAAUUUCUGAAUAAACUUUCUUCUCGUUAUUUUAAUCAAACAUUUCAUAGCUCUCAUAUUCGAAGAAAACUAUGGAGUAUUAUAUUGUUAUCCAGAUGUAAAUCUCAAAGAAUAAAACUUGAACAAAUAAUUCAAAUGUUUUCACCUAAUCAAAAUGAACAUAUUCUGGUAGAAUGUAGAAACUUUUUAAACUCUUGUGUUUCCAUGUCUUCUAUUAAAGAUUCAGUUGGUAUGUCGACAUUAUGACAUCGUCUUUAUUUUUCCUUAUAGUAUUUCUUUUCUAUUUUCUUUCUUUCUUUUUUUCCUUCUUUUUUGUUUUAGGUUGUUUAUAUGCAAUGAAUUAUUUAUUAAAGUUUUAUCAAAAGAUAAUGAAUAUAAAUGACAAUGUAAAGCAUCUUCAUUAUAUUAAAAUUGUUUCUAUAUUAGUUUUGGCGAUGAAAGAUUAUUUAUCAAAAAAUCAACCUCCAAAUGUGGAAACUAUUGGUGUACUAACUCAAGAAUUUUUUGUAUUACUAUCAACAUUACCAUCAUUUAUAACACAGUUGCCAACAAUCUGGUUUACUCGUCAAUCUUUACAGAAAGUAAUACAAAAUGAAAAUUAUAAAAUAAAUGGCAUAUCUGAAAUGAAUGAUAAUAAAAAUAUUAAAUUUAGUCAGAGUGUUUUAAAACAAUUACGAUAUAUUGAUGAUAAUAUAGCCUCUUCUGUUGUGAAACAAGUUUUGUUUGUCAAAGAUAUUGAUAUCAUAUCGAAUUUGACAAAUGAAGAAGAUAUUUGUUCAGAGAUCUUCUAUACAUUUAUCGAACCAAUAAUUCAAUCUGUUUUCAUUGGUUAUUUAUCUCAAUCUACAUUAUUGUAUAUAUGGGAUCAGUUAAUGUUAUGUAUUGCUGGAGCUGAACCAAUUGAAUCCAAUUUGUCAUAUAUUUUAAGUUGUUUCAUAGCUAUUUUCAUUUUUCUAUGCUGGAUUAGAAUACCGAAUCAUUCUCUAUCUGAUAUAAGUCAAUAUGAACAUAUAAAUACAAUUGAUGAACAAAGAGAAAUAAGUAGAAAAGAAAUGACUUCAUUAAAUGAACAAUUCCUUAUAAUUGGUCCAAAAUUAGAAAAAGAUGUUUUUCAGUUUUUGAUAAAGAAAUAUUUCUUCAUGGAUAUUUUCUGUCUAUUAACCGGUACACAACAAUACAACACUAAUAGUUGUCUUUUAUCAAAUGAUGAACUUUUAACAUCAACUGAAUGGUCGUCAAUAUUGAGAAAGUCUCAUCUCAUAGAUCCUAGUAAACGUAAAGAACAAAGAUUACUACAUUAUGCAGAGUUGGAAAGAUUACGAAAUACUGAAGAUCAUCUAAUAAAAAUGCAAGAUCAGUUAGAUACUUAUAAAACUAGAUUGAAAGAAGCAUCAGAUGAAAUUUCUCACAGUAAACGUUUACUAAGUCAAUAUGUAACAAAACAAGAUUAUUCACCUAACAAGGUUGAUGAAAUCAAUGAUCACAAAAUGAAUUCAUCAUUAAGUAAAGUAAAAUGGAAAUCAAAUUUGCACAAAGUUACACUUUUAAGAAAUGUAGCACAGAAUUUUGGCGCGAAUAUUGAAAAUUCAAAUCCUUUAAAACAAUCACAAGUGAUACAAACUGAAUAUGAUUGAAUUAUUUAAAAAUCAACAAAAUAUGUUUGUAACACAAUGAUUUCUGCUUAGUUUAACCAUUUUAUUUCAUUAUUCUAUUAAAAUCAUACUAACUUGCUAAUUAUCUUCCUACCAAUAUGGGGUUGCGGAGAUUAUUAAGUUUUUGAUUAUGAUCAUGAAGCGAUUGAUGUUAGACCAUCAUUGAAAACCUGUAGGCACUGGAUGGCCAUUUCGUCCUAUCGUGGGACUCCUUGGCAGUGUGAAUUCAUGAUUCGUGUCGGGUAGAAACAGGUAUCUACCUCAGUACAAUGGAAGAUCGUCGCGAAAUUUCGUGGACUGGUUGAGGUUAGACAUUAACACCGUUGGAUGCCGGCCAGCUCAGUGGUCUAGAGGUUAAGCGUUCGCGUGUGAGACUGAAGGCCCUGGGUUGGAAUCCCGCGAGCGGGAUCGUGGGUGCGCACUAUUCAGGAGUCCCACAAUUGGACAAAACGGUCGUCUAGUACUUCCAGGUUAUUAAUGGUGGUCUAACAUCAGUCGGUUCAUGAUCUUAAGCGAAAAAAUUAUCUUCCUGAUGGUCUAGAAGAUGUCAGUAAUAAUAUUCAGCUGUUGAACUUUUCUGACAUGUAGGACAAAAUAAUUUAAAGUAGAAAAUAAAAACUGCUUACUCUAGAAAAGAUAAACAAAUUUCUCUGUUGUAUCUCAAUGCCAAACAAAAGCAAGCAGUGAUUAAUAAAUGAAUAGCAAAGUGUGUCAUAGUUUAAAUCACGAAUUGACAUUGUCUAAAUAUAGGACUAUUCAGG
Messenger RNA from Schistosoma haematobium, 2890 nucleotides. Its product is annotated as tRNA:m(4)X modification enzyme TRM13, variant 2. Lineage: Eukaryota; Metazoa; Platyhelminthes; Trematoda; Strigeidida; Schistosomatidae. The transcript has 10 exons. The record is from RefSeq and is a predicted model, not a curated record. The coding region runs from base 720 to 2111 and encodes 463 amino acids.